Molecule: messenger RNA, 966 nt
Organism: Microplitis mediator
Lineage: Eukaryota; Metazoa; Arthropoda; Insecta; Hymenoptera; Braconidae
Product: glycosyltransferase-like protein gnt13
Exons: 2
Coding region: 184-726 (180 amino acids)
Source: RefSeq, a predicted model, not a curated record
AUACAUUCUGAAGGCCUGUAUUUGAAACUGUAUUUGUUUUACAUGAAAAUUUAAUUAUUAUUGCUGAGUAUAUCUAUUUAUUUAUGACAUCCAUAUGGAUAUAUUAUUGCUAAUAAUUUCAUACCGUUAAAAAAAAGCUAGAUUGAAAAACUGGCUCUUACAAACCAUUAAUUAAAAUACAAAAUGAUAAUUUUAAUGAUAGCACUUUCUUUUGGCAGUGGCAAAAAAAAAUGUGAAGCGUUCUUCAGCAUCCAUCUUGUCCACUCGAUAGGUGAGGAAUACCUCGCCAUAAAUAAAUUUAGUAAUCAUCACAAUCACGAAUGCGAAAAAAUACAUUUUCUCGACUCUACAUCAAGUACUGAUGAGCUUAUCGAGAGUCAAGAUGAUAGUGAUAAUAACAAUGAUGAUGUAAAUAAUGUAAAUAAUGAAAAUGAUAAUGAUAUUGAUAAAAAUAAAAAUAAAGACAAUGAUAUUAACGAAGAUGAUGAUACGAUCGAAUGUAAUGAAAAUGCCAAUGAUAAUCGCGAAGAUAAUGAAAGUGAUAAUGAUAUUAAUAAAAAUGACAAUGAUAUUAACGAAGAUGAUGAGAUGAAUGAACAUAAUGAAAAUGCCAAUGAUACUCGCAAAGAUAAUGAAAAUGAUAAUGAUAUUAAUAAAAAUGACAAUGAUAUUAACGAAGAUGACGAUAUGAAUGAAUAUAACGAAAAUGCCAAUGAUACUCGCUAAGAUAAUAAAAAUGAUAAUGAUACUUAUGAAAAUAAUGAAAAUGACAAUGAUUUUAAUGCACGUAAUGAAGAUGAUAAUAAAAAUUGUUGUUGUCGAGUGUGCGAAGAAGAAAUAUCAAAAUCCAAGGUAAUCUGUUCCAUUUGCUGAAUAGCAUCUCACAUGACUUGCUCGCGCGAAAUUUAUAACUGUCGUUGGGUUUGUAAUCUAUGUAAGAAAGUUAAAUUCGUGAUAUUAAAUGAA